This is a messenger RNA of Gilbertella persicaria, 1578 nucleotides long. Its product is annotated as galactosyltransferase-domain-containing protein. Gene Ontology annotation, cellular component: endoplasmic reticulum membrane. Gene Ontology annotation, molecular function: hexosyltransferase activity. The coding region runs from base 1 to 1578 and encodes 525 amino acids. Gene Ontology annotation, biological process: cellular response to oxidative stress. The record is from RefSeq and is a predicted model, not a curated record. The transcript is spliced from 2 exons. Lineage: Eukaryota; Fungi; Mucoromycota; Mucoromycetes; Mucorales; Choanephoraceae.
AUGUCUGCAGCCAAACCAAGGCCUCCUCGUUUUUAUUUUUGGCGAAAGACUUUGUCUUUAUCUGAUCUAAAUCUACCUCGUCGAGCCAAGAUCACUAUUGACGCUCUGCGAACACUUAGUUUGAUCCCCUCAUUUCUUGGAUUCUUGUAUAAUAGCAGGCAAGCACUUCAGGUACCUUUUCGAGAUGCUGGUGGCGCUGUUGUUCUUCAGAGUUCCCAAAUAGACUAUAUAGUUGGCAGCUUCUGGUGUGCGCUAGCAGGUUAUUGGAAUUGGAUUCUAACAACAAGCAUGAUGCGACGUUGGAUAUUUCAUUAUGAAAUCAGCAGUGCAAUUGUGCGUUUGAUUACAUUUAUUGUGAUUACUUGGUCGAUCUCUGCUUGGGUCAAUACACGCAAUGGUCCUGAACAACCCAUCCGUACUUGGAUGAUCAACUGCUUUAUUCUACUCAUCACAGAUAUUAUUCGUCUCUCUAUUGUGUCUGAUCCAAAAUACCAUGGCAAAGCAGCUAAUGUCAAAGAUCCCAACCUGUUCUUAAAGUUGACCAUCAUGAAAGUCUUGAUUUUCCCCAUGUCAGUCGCCACUUGCCUGUCUGUGUUUGCAGUCUUGUAUCAAAUCGACCAACUUCAAUAUACAACGAGCCAAUUGAUGAUAGGAGACGCUUCUUUAAACAAUCACUUGUCAUCUCCACAGUCUAUUUCUGUACUUGUGCUAAUCAUAUCUUCCUGGUCAGCGUAUGAUAGACGCCAAAUGCUUCGAAAAUCAGCACUUCGGUUACUCUCUUCGCAACAUAUGACAGUCAACUAUCGGUUUAUAAUUGGACAACCACCUUCAGCUACACAGCAACUCUUAAGUGCAUCUAAAAUACUUCAAGAAGCAGAGACAUACCAUGAUUUGAUCAUGGUACAAGCCUCAGAUACCAAAAUAAACAAAAGCAGAAAAGUGUUGGAAGCAUUUAGAUGGGCCAAAAGUGUAGAUCAUGAUUAUGUUGUCAAGACAGAUGACAAUGUGUUUGUCGUUUGGGACACUGUCUUGAAAGAGUUACAGCAUGCCUCAACAUCUUAUUAUUGGAAAGGAUCAGUAUGGCAAAAUAUACCCUUACGUAUCGCUGAAAAAAGUCUGCAGAUCGACUACGCUUUACCUGUUCUUCCUGCAUAUACCCACAGCAUGUUUUAUAUCUUAUCAAAAGACACACUUGACUUAAUUGUCUCGCCUAAUUCAGUUCGCAGAUUCAUUGCAGACGAUGGCAAAAAUGUUGCAAUUUGGCUAUUUGGAUUUGAUGUACAACCUAUACACGAUAGACGAAUUCAAGAUGAUGUUCAUGUAUGUGAGAGUGACAUGAUUGCCAAGCGCAUUCAUAAACUAUCAGACAUGUCCAAAAUGUAUUUUAAUAUCGUCAAUGAACGGUCUCAAUGUACUGGAAUAGAUGGCAUACAUUGUGCAGUGUGCUACUCUUGCCAAGGUAAGCAAAUGAACUGGAGAACACUGAGUUUGGCUUGCAAUGACCAUGGCAUCUUUUUGCAAGAAAUGUCAGGAUUUCAUCAUAUCACAGGCUUUAAUAAAGGACUACUUAAAAAAUGA